AUGACUAGUCAGGCGGCCUUCAACUUCAUUCCGAUGCUUACAGAAGCUCUAACUGUUACUUCUGCCCAAGAAACCACAGAGACAGUUAGCGGUCAUCCCCGGAUGGCAGCACUUGCGAUCAUAUUUGCCCUGCCUUGGUUUUCGCGCGUAUGGAUCAUCCAGAAGACAGUCCUGUCCAGAAGCCUUACAUCACGUUGGGGAAAACAAGAGUUUGCGUGGGAAGAAAUAUCGAAAUUAGUUUAUGUUCUGAGAGAAGAAAUAGCGCGAGAUAUCGGGUUCCGCAUUUUCGCUGGCCAGGGUCGAGAGAGCCAGGUCCCGAUCGAUCCAAGGGACAAAGUCUAUGCAUUAUUUGGAUUGAUGGGAGAGGAUGACAAAAACUUCAUCGAGCCGGACUACCAAAUCGAUCCCGCUAAGCUAUUUUGGAUUGUUGCACAGGCGAAUAUAUCGGAUAAUAUUUGA
Messenger RNA from Hyaloscypha bicolor E, 459 nucleotides. RefSeq lists its product as uncharacterized. The record is from RefSeq and is a predicted model, not a curated record. The transcript is spliced from 2 exons. Lineage: Eukaryota; Fungi; Ascomycota; Leotiomycetes; Helotiales; Hyaloscyphaceae. The coding region runs from base 1 to 459 and encodes 152 amino acids.